UCUACGGCUCUCAACAUGUGGCUACCUUUGACACUCUUGGUAUUUGCGGGACUAGUCUCAGCCGACUACGACCAUGGCUGGCGUGUUGGCAACGAGUACACCUAUCUGGUCCGUAGUCGUACGCUCGCUAGUCUCGACAAGCUAUCCGACCAAUACACCGGUGUCCUCCUGAAAGCGUUGCUGACCGUCCAAGUGAAGGGCCCGAACACGCUGGCAGCGAAAGUGUGGAACGGUCAGCAAGCCCGUAUCCACAAGAACCUCCCGAACGGUUGGGCCUCGGUGAUCUCCGAUCAAAUGUUGGAGCUCCGCGACCUGCCGAUCUCUGGGAAGCCGUUCGAGAUCAAGAUCAAGCACGGAGUGAUCCGGGACCUGAUCGUCGAGAAGAACAUUCCCACCUGGGAGGUGAACAUGCUGAAGUCGAUCGUCAGUCAGCUUCAGGUCGACACUCAGGGUGAUAACGCGAUCAGGACAAGAAGCAUGCAAGUGCCCAACGACGACCAACCAUACGGCAUGUUCCUUGCCAUGGAGGACAGCGUCGGUGGAAAGUGCGAGGUCCUUUACGACAUUACGCCCCUCCCGGAGCAUAUGACUCACAUGAAACCCGAGCUGGUACCGAUGCCCAAACUGAAAGGUGACGGACAGCACAUCGACAUCAUGAAGACCAAGAAUUUCAGCAGGUGCGACCAACGUAUGGACUACCACUUCGGUAUCACUGGACGUACCAACUGGGAACCAGGCAGCAACGAGAACGGAGAAUUCCUUUCGAAAUCAUCCACGAGCAGAAUCAUCAUCUCUGGUAACCUGAAAGCGUUCACCAUCCAAUCGUCAGUCACCACCAGCAAGUUGUUCGUCAGCCCCAGGUUCUACGACGAGCAGAACGGCGUCGUGGUCAGCAGAAUGAACCUGACCCUCGGAGACGUAAAAAAGAUCUCGCGUCCCCUGUCUGCUCCCGCCAACCCGGAAUCCACUGGCAACCUUGUCUACGUCUAUAACAACCCGUUCUCCGACAUGGAGGAACGCAGACUCAGCAAGUCAUUGGAUGGUCAGAACUCAAAACAGAACCAGGCCUCCGACAGUAUUAGCUCCGUGAGCUCCAGCGAGGAGGCGGCCAAGAACGGACAGAAUCCCCGUAUUCGAGGAUCCAGCUCGUCCAGCGCGUCCAGCAGCUCGAUCUCUAGCAGCGAGGAGAACGAAUUCUGGCAGCCUAAACCCACUUUGGAGGACGCUCCCCAGAAUCCUCUGUUGCCCGACUUCGUUGGUGAUAGGGGCAAAUACAUCGGCCAAUCCGGAGAAUUUGAAAUCAUCAAGGUCACCAAGGAUCUCGUUUUACAAAUCUCCAAUGAUCUCGAAGACCCGAGCAACAUCCCCAACCAGGAGACUCUCGAGAAGUUCACGAUCCUGUCCAGCCUGAUCCGCACCAUGAGCAGGAAGCAAUUGAUCGAGCUAGAGAACAACAUGCACAUCUCGCCUAACGAGCUGAAAUCGAACGACAAAUCGCAGGCUACCAAGCAGAACGCUUGGGCUGCGUUCAGAGACGCCGUCACCCAGGCUGGUACCGGACCUGCUUUGCUCACCAUCAAGAAUUGGAUCGAGAGGAGGAACGUCGUUGGUCUGGAAGCUGCCGAUAUCGUCUCCAGAAUCCCGAAGAACGCUCGCACACCGACUGCUGAAUAUGUCAGAUCCCUCUUCGAGCUCGCUACAAACCCCGAAGUUAAGAAGGAUAAACACCUGCAUGUCUCUGCAAUUCUGGCUUUCACCGAGCUGCUCCGUCAUUCCCAAGUGAACGGACGCAUCAUCCACAACCGUUAUCCAGUGCAUACAUUUGGUCGUCCUGUAUCCAAACACGACACUACUCUCGUCGUAGAGUACAUUCCCUAUCUGGCUCGUGAACUGAAGAACGCGAUCAAGGAAGGCGACAGCCCAAAGAUCCAGACCUACAUUUUGGCUCUGGGUAGCAUCGGACAUCCCAAGGUUCUCUCUGUCUUCGAACCGUUCUUGGAAGGAAAGGAACCCGUGACCGUUUUCCAGAGGACUCUGAUGGUAGCUUCACUCAGCAAACUGUCCGAGAUACACCCGAAAAUUGCGCGAUCGGUCCUUUACAAGAUCUACCUGAACACCAUGGAAUCCCACGAAGUCCGUUGCACCGCUGUCUUCCUUCUGAUGAAGACCAAUCCUGCGUUGGGUAUGUUGCAACGAAUGGCAGAGUUCACCAAUUAUGACACGAACAAACACGUCAACUCGGCUGUCAAGACCACCAUCCAGAGCAUAAGCAUGCUGACCAGCCCAGAAUGGAAGGACAUGGCCAGCAAAGCCCGUGCCGCUCUCAAUCUGUUGAGCCCCAACGACUACAGCUACCAAUACUCUCGCGGAUUCGUCUCCGAGACCAUAAACAGCGAACAGAAUAUGUUGAACAGAAUGAUCUUCAAUUACAUCGGCAGCGACGACAGCAUAAUCCCCCGAUCUCUGUACGUCGGAUCCUUCUCCUCUUACGGCGACUUCAAGACACCACCAACUGAACUGGUUGCUAUGCUCUCCACCGUAAAACCUAUCCUGGAGACGAUGUUUAAGGAUAAGGACGACAAAAACUCUGGACCUAUGAUGACUGAGAAACUCGCCGAGGAACUGAACAUCGUACCUGAAGAGGCUAUCAAGCUGGAAGGCAACGUUCUAUUCAACAGCAAGUUCACCACCAAAUUCUUGCCCUUCGACAGUCAGACUCUCCGCACGAUUCCCAACUGGAUCAGCACUCGUGCAUUGGACAUGAAGAACGGAGGUUACCUGAACGAGAACAAGCUCAUGGCUUACGAAGUUACCUUGAGCUUCCCCACUGAAACCGGUCUACCUUUCGUCUACACGUUCAAGAUGCCAAUCCUCUACAAGAUCAUCGGACAAGGCCAGGUCAAAUUCGAUCGUGACAUGAGCCUGUCGAUGAAGGCCGACACGCGUAUACUGUUCUCCAAGAAGAUCCAAGGAAGAAUCGGUUUCCUCGCUCCCUUCGAUCGUCAACACUUCAUCGCCGGUGUCGACAUGAGCUUCCAGACAUACGCGCCCGUGAGGGUCGCCCUUGACGUGAGUCCAGUCAAGAGAAACAUGCAAUUGAAACUCUGGCCGCUGAAGGGGGAAGGAAAGGCGCGCCUGGUGCACUACAGCGUGGUACCGUACACCUCCAGCCACGACAUCUUCAGCAAACGUCCCUUGCUCACGGAGAAGAACACUCACAAGAUCCAAGGUGAAGAGACCGUGUACAAGUCCCAAGCAAUCCCCAUGAACGACGUCAAAUCAUUGCGAUUGGAGUUGGAGGGUGACAAAACGAACGACGAGUUCUGGAACACAAACCGCGUCGAUGGACAGACCGCGAUCCUAUUCCCUUGGACCCAGACGACCGACAAGUACCGCAAGGCUGAUCUGUUCAUGAACCUGGAACGCGAUCUCCAGGACCCAGUGAUCCUAUCCGCGUCUCUCGACCAACUGAACGUGCAACCUGGUUCCGAGGAUCUUAAACAAUGGACCCAGCUGGCCAAGGCUAUCGUGCCAAGCAACACCGAAUUCAACGGCGCGGAACGCAAGAAACAAUUGUUGACCGAGGUCGGCAAAGGUAUCAAGGCUGCCCGAUCUGGAGUAUUGGACAUGCAGCUGCAGGUACCUGGUGAACUCGAGACCCGCAACGCCCUCACCGUCGCCUGGUCCGACAGCAACGUCGAGAACAAGCAACGUGUUCUCUUAUUCUGGAAGCUAGGUAUGCCCACGCAAAACAUCAAUUACGAGGUCUGCGUCGCUUCUCAGACAGAAAGUACGCCUAACACUAUCCCGUCCUACGAGAACGCCAUGAAGAGACAGCCCAAAGGAGAUAUCGACGUGGACAUCCGUUUCGGAUCGACCUGCGCUGACGGCGAACAGAUUAACAUCAAGGGACAGGUUGUUCAGAACAAGGAACUAAGGGAAACGCUCCAGAAAUCUCGCUCGGUGCGAACUUGCCAGGAACAGAUGAAACAGGGCAACAAAAUCCUCCGUGCCUGCCAGACUGCUGCUUCCGCCAGCAAGAUGUGGGACGAACUGAACCUGUCUAUCGACGUGCAAUCGGAACCUCUCCGUGACCUCAUGAAUAUGGCCGUGGAUAUGAUCGGCAAUAGCGAUUACAUCGACGCCAGUGUAGACACCACGAGUCCGAAGAACGCCGACAAGAAGAAGAUCGACAUCAAGGCCAAGCUUUCGAAGGAUCUGAAAACGGCUGCCGUGACUGUGCACACUCCCGCCAUGGACAUGAAGGUUAAGGACAUCGGCCUGGAACUGCUUGCCAUCAAUUCCGAUGAUCUGAUGAUCGAGGACGAGAACGUUAGGAACGUGAUCGAGAACAAUCUCGAAUCAUCCUGUAUACUCGACAAGACCAGGGCCGAGACCUUCGACGGCAGGGACUACCCUCUGAGACUGGGCAACUGCUGGCACGUGGCCAUGACAACCUACCCGAAAUCGAAUCCCGAGAACCACAACGAGAAGCUUCGUAUCCCCUCGGACCAGAGCGUGAGCAUCCUCGCCAAGGAGACUCGUGAAGGACGCAAGGAGGUCAAGAUCUUGCUUGGAGAACAGGAGAUCAAGCUUGUGCCCGGCGAGAACGAGCCCCAAGCGCAAUUGAACGGUCGCGAGAUUCAGAUCACCCGGGACAUCAGCCAUCAGGAAAGACAGAAGGACGAUGAGAUCUUGCUAGAGAUCUACAGGCUGGCGGACAACUCUAUCGCCGUGUCAUCUGACGUGUACGACGUGAACCUUAUCUUCGAUGGAAAACGUAUUCUGAUCAAGGCAUCCGAUGAAUACCGUAACGCUCUUCGUGGUCUCUGCGGUAACUUCGAUGGUGAAGCAGUCAACGACUUCUUGGGCCCACAGAACUGCGUCAUGAGGAAGCCAGAGCACUUCGUUGCUUCUUACGCUCUCAACAAGAACCAAUGCGAUGCUGACAUUAGGGAGACCGCUGAACAGGCCAGGAAAGAAUGCACCCAUCCCGCCAAGACAGUGCAGAGCAACGUGAUCAGCGAUGUCGAUGCUGGAAGGUCGAACAACGAGAAAUGGGGCUACCAUCAGGGCGACCAACAACAGUCCGACAAACGGUGCAGCACCCACAGGACCCAAGUGCUGGAGACCGACGACAAUAUCUGCUUCACGAUCCGACCUGUCGUCUCCUGCGCACCUGGCUGCUCCCCAAUUGAGACCAAGACUAAGAACUACCAGUUCCAUUGUAUGGAGCGUAACGAGGCCUCCCUGAACAUGAAGAGGAGGGUCGAGAAGGGCGCCAACCCAGACCUCAGCCAGAAAUCCGUUUCCAUGUCGCGACCGAUCAACGUUCCUCUCGCGUGCAAGGCCUAAUUUGCGCGUACCUAACACGUAGUAAUAUAUUAAUCUAGUAGUCGACGUAGUAGUUUUUUUUUUUGUAUUUAGCCAUUUAGGAAAUAUGUAUUAAUAAAAUUUACAGUUUUCCGUA
Dufourea novaeangliae is the source of this 5470-nucleotide messenger RNA. It is a transcript of the gene Vg, whose product is annotated as vitellogenin-like. Gene Ontology annotation, biological process: lipid transport. Lineage: Eukaryota; Metazoa; Arthropoda; Insecta; Hymenoptera; Halictidae. The record is from RefSeq and is a predicted model, not a curated record. Gene Ontology annotation, molecular function: lipid carrier activity. The transcript has 7 exons. Bases 16 to 5355 code for a protein of 1779 amino acids.